UUAAAAACGUCAAAUAAGGAAGAAAUUCCAAUUCCAUUACAAAACACCAAAACAAGUCGGUUGUACAGAGGAAGAAGACUAACAGUAGAACAGCAUCAAGAAGGUUGCAAUUCCAAUCCAAAUCCAAUUCCUUUUUGUUCCCAUCCUCUUUUAUUGUCAGUCUGUUUCCGCCCUCUUUUUCUUGGCCGAUUCCCAAACAGAAAACAGAGAGAGAGAGAGAGACGGAGACAGAACAGAGAUGGAGCCGCCAGCAGGGCAGUCGAUAGAGAGGGAUUUAGAAGCAGGGGACGACGCCCAGGACCAAGCCAUCAACGAAUGUUGUUCCUGCUUCUACGACUGCAUUGAGGGCUGCCUGGAUUUCCUGUGCUGCUCUUACCUCUGCAGCAGCUAAUAAUAGAUUCAGGUGUUAUGAAUUUUUUUUUUUUUUUGUUCUGAUGUGCACAGAGAGAGAUAACGUAUUGUACUGGUUUCGGAGACUCCAUCAGUGAGAAAAGCUUCCAUCUUUUUGCCUGCCCCUGUUUUUCAGUAC
Linum tenue is the source of this 529-nucleotide messenger RNA. NCBI's taxonomy places the organism in Eukaryota, Viridiplantae, Streptophyta, Magnoliopsida, Malpighiales, Linaceae. The record is from the annotation of a GenBank genome assembly.